GGGUUAAGUCAGUAUGGCGGUUGUGUUUGGGGGAGAAGAAAUGAGCGGAGAAAGUGGACCGAAAAGGCUUUUAAUUCCUUUGUAUAGUCCUUUAAUUUGUCUUUUUUGUUAGCAGCAGUUAACCCUCAGUGCUGGCUUGCUAAAUUAGCUAGCAGAGUUAGCAGCUAGUCCUGGUGCAUCAUGGAGCUCCCCAACUACAGCCGUCAGCUCAUGCAGCAGCUGCAGACUUUGCGAAAAGAGUCCGAGUUCUGUGACUGCACCAUCCUGGUGGGGGACACGGCUCAUCCGGCGCACAAAGUGGUCCUGGCCGCCUCCAGCAUGCUCUUUAAGUCUCUGCUCGAGACUUCGGACAGCAUCUCCAUCGACACGGCAGUGGUCACGGCGCAGGAGUUCACGUCUCUGCUGGACAUGGCCUACCUGGGGAGGCUGGUGCCGGGCAAACACGACUUCACACGUCUUAUCGCCGCUGCAGACAGCCUGCAGAUGUUUGACGUGGCUGUGGGUUGCAAGAACAUCCUGGACCAGCUUGUGAACCAGUCUGAAGAUGCUCAGGGUUUGAAGCAUCACACAGAGGUUGCUUUGAGAAAAAGAGAACAGCAAAGAUUGCUUGAUGGUUCUGGACCAGAGUUUGCAUCAGAGGGACAUGGGGACAGUAUGAAGAGUCCAAGAAACAGACUGGAGUCACAAAAUGAAGAUGGCGCUGUGGAGCUGCUUUUACACAAACGUGGCGCUCUCAUCAGGACCCUGCAGGACAUCCAGCCGUUAAUUAACAUCCUUCGCACCUGGGACACGCUGUCAAGCCAGCAACAGCAUAUGUUGCUGGAGUGUUUUGAAGGAGAUCCAGAUGUGGACAUAGUUUUCCAGCGCCUCUUGGACCAGUUGAAGGAUGGGCAUGGUGCCUCAGUCCAUGCUAUUGUUACGCUGCUGGACCAGAUAAAGAGCCUAAAGCCUGAUCUGGAGUCAGCGGAGGAGAAGGAGCAGACAGGACCGGACCUCAAAGGGGGAGCCGUGGCCGAGGUUGCCAAGUCUACCGGACAUCAGCGUGAGCUCGCUUCAGACCUGAAAGACUACCUCACAGGUGUGGAGAACGUAUCUGAACUGCUCACCCGGACAGCGGACAGAUGCAAGAGCGAAGACGUGAAGCAGGUUCUGCUGGAGUCCAGUGCAGAGCAGAAUCAUGGGCAGGUGCUGAGGAAGCUGCUGAGCACGCUCACUGAGAGAGGAAUAGAGGAAAAAUCUGUGCUGCUGCUGCUAAAGGAGGCUGAGGACUACAGCACAAAUAACGCAGAUAAGAGGAUGGAUGACCACAUUGGUGCAUCCUUGUUGAGAACUUUCCAGAACAGACUGUGUGCGCUGAACCUUGAGGCUCAGAUCAUCUCCCGGAGUUUGAAGGAAGGGCCUGACAUCCCGUCUGACCAGAGAGAGAUCCUGCAGGAAGAGGCUGACAGUAAAAUGGAGAAGCUGCUCAGUGCUGCUCUGGAUGGAGGUUCGGUUCAGCCUCUGACGGUAUGGAGGUUGUUGUUCUGGGCUGCGACUCAGAGCCCUGAGCUCCACCGUGUCACGCAGGAAAUCAGGGCGAAACCAGAAGCUCAGGAAUUUAUCCACAUGGCCGCCCGAGUGGAUGCCUUGUUCAAGCACAGAAAGCUCAUUCUAGAAACAAUCAAUGAAAUCCCUGACCUGGAAAGAGCUGCGGGCGAUUUGGACCGCGAUAAAGACAUCCGUGAGUUCCUGCAGAGCUGCCGUGGUGCUGACGGAGGAACGGAGACCAUGCAGCAGGUCCUGGAGCGAGUACUGAGCAGAGAGUCGUGGCACGUCCGGCCGCUUUGGCACCUCCUGUCCACCAGCCAGACGAACUUCCCCCAGCUUUCUGACCUCAUCGACGAGCUCGGCCACGUGGAUGCAGAGCACGAUGAGGAGACUGCAGGCUCAGAGAAGGAGGAAGGGGAGAAGGAGGAAGAUCGCACACACAGAAGGAGGAAGGGCGUGGUCGUGUCCUACAGCUGCCAGUGGUGCAACAAGACCUUCGACUUCAAGUGUCGUCUGCUGAAGCACCAGAAGCAGUGUGCGUUCUGUCCAGAGAGAGUGCAGCGCUGCACCGAGUGCCCUGCCAUGUUUCCGUCAGUCACGGCUCUGCAGCAGCACCAAGCCGAGGUUCACAACGGCCCUCCGGUUAAGAGGAAGAAAGUAGAACCGGUGACGUGUGAGCUCUGUGGAAAGUCCUUUAAACACCCUUCUGGUCUGUUGUACCACAGGCGCACUGAGCAUUUGGAGGAACGGCCCUACGCAUGUGAGGAAUGCGGCGCCAAGUUUGCCGCCAACUCGUCCCUAAAGAACCACAUGCGGCUGCACACGGGGGAGAAGCCGUACCUCUGCAAACACUGUGACAUGAGUUUCGCCGUGGCCGCCGCACUGUCCUACCACACCAAGAAGAAACACUCGGAGGGUAAGAUGUAUUCGUGUCAGUACUGCUCAGCUACGUUUGCGCAGUCCAUCGAGCUGACACGGCACGUGCGCACGCACACAGGAGACAAACCGUAUGUGUGUAGGGAGUGUGGGAAAGGCUUCAAACAAGCCAACGGGCUCUCAGUGCACUUGCAGACCUUCCACAAUAUCUCAGACCCGCACGACUGUCAGAAGUGUCGCGUGAGCUUCAGUUGCCUGGAGAAGCUUCGAGAGCACAUUCUGGACGUUCACCCUAAAGAACUGCACCAGUGUCCCGAGUGCAGUAAGAUCCUGAGCACUGCGGCUCAGCUGGAGAAACACAUGAGCGUCCACGACGGCAGCAAACCCUACAGCUGCCAGAGUUGCCACAAAUCCUACCAGACUCUUUCGGGUUUGUGGUACCACAAUCGCACCACGCACCCAGACGCAGUGACGACGGAGGGCAGUCGCUCGAUUUCACACCUUCUGCACUGUAAAAUCUGCGAUAAGACAUUCUGCAACAGGAGCAGCUUAUUUAAACACAAUAUAACCAAACACCCAGAAACCCGUACUGUGAGUGAAAAGGAAGCACAAGCAGGUGCCGUUGUGUGGAGGUGUGUGUACUGUCCUCGUGCUAUGAGCAGCGAGCAGAAGCUGCAGCAGCACAUGUUGAGCGAACAUGUGAGCCAGCAGGGAUCCGUGUUUGCCUGCGCCGUCUGCUCGCUUUCCUUCCUAACCGAAGCCGAGUACCAGCAGCACUUCCUCAUCAACCACGUGCAGCUUGUCCAGGAGGAGGCGUUACAGUCUCCUGGCCCCACCUCCCAAAUGGUGAUCCAGACUGAAGAUACCUCAGCUGAAGGGACGGAACAGAUCGUAGGGCUCGACCAAUCACAGCUGGCUGGUUCUCAGCAGGUGUUUGUUGCCCUGGGAGACGGCGGCGAGGCAGCGGCCGACUCGGGGAUCGUUGCCGUUAAUAUGGAGGACUUGCUGACGGGACGCGUCACGCUGAUCUGUGAGGAGAACCAGUAGAGUUAUGUUUAUAGAGGAGAUCAUAUGUAUUGACAAAACACACACGCACACACCUUUCUCUCUCAGCUUUAAACUUUAAAGGGUGCAUCCUCUUUAAAGCAUAUAUUUAUACGUCAUAUAAAAUAAAUACAGUAUAUUAAUGCUCACCUGCAACCUCACACAGCUCAUGGUCCAGAUUCAAGUCUUUAGCUAUUCAGGAUAUUGGAGGUUCAGCACACGUGCGUGUGUGUGUGUGUGUGUGUUUGCACCACGUCAUAUGUGAGAUGAAAGAGGGCCAGAUGGCAGAUGGAAAGAUGUCAGCAUGGUUCAGGCUGCUGCUGAUGACCAGGUUAAAUCCACUGAUUUUAUUUUCAUAAUCAUUUUAUAUAAUGUUUAAAUUCCUUACUGAUGGGACGGCAAAUGUUUCUGUGCCUGCAAAUACAGCAGCCUGUAAUUUAUUUUUUUCAUUCCAACGUCUUACCGUCUCUGGCGUUUUAUAUGCACAGGAAAAUGAGGUGUUAUGGAUUUAUAAAGCUGCUAUGGUAAUGAU
Hemibagrus wyckioides is the source of this 3979-nucleotide messenger RNA. RefSeq names its product zinc finger and BTB domain containing 40 (gene zbtb40). Gene Ontology annotation, molecular function: protein binding; DNA-binding transcription factor activity, RNA polymerase II-specific; RNA polymerase II cis-regulatory region sequence-specific DNA binding. The transcript is spliced from 18 exons. The coding region runs from base 181 to 3450 and encodes 1089 amino acids. NCBI's taxonomy places the organism in Eukaryota, Metazoa, Chordata, Actinopteri, Siluriformes, Bagridae. The record is from RefSeq and is a predicted model, not a curated record. Gene Ontology annotation, cellular component: nucleus. Gene Ontology annotation, biological process: regulation of transcription by RNA polymerase II.